Molecule: messenger RNA, 3658 nt
Organism: Hyla sarda
Lineage: Eukaryota; Metazoa; Chordata; Amphibia; Anura; Hylidae
Gene: ITGA2
Product: integrin subunit alpha 2
Exons: 30
Coding region: 95-3613 (1172 amino acids)
Biological process (GO): cell-matrix adhesion; cell adhesion mediated by integrin; cell-cell adhesion
Cellular component (GO): external side of plasma membrane; integrin complex
Molecular function (GO): integrin binding
Source: RefSeq, a predicted model, not a curated record
CAGCCACUUAGGAAGACUGAGCUAUUAACUUUCUCCUUGGCUGCUGCCAUCCACAAUAAGAGGCUGUGACAGGUUUAUACUCCUCCGCUUUAAGAUGGACAGAAGAAAUUCUAUUUCUUUGCUGUUGAUACUACAAGGUGCCUUUUUGAAAUUCUGCAUCUCCUACAAUGUCGGACUAUCAGGGAAUAAAAUAUUUUCGGGACCACCAGGUGUACAAUUCGGUUAUGCCGUACAGCAGUUCAGCAAUCAGGAUGGAGACUGGUUACUGGUGAGUUCUCCUUGGAGCGGCUAUCCCAAAAACAGGAUGGGAGAUGUCUAUAAAUGUCCUCUCAACUCCCAGACAAGGUGUGAUAAAAUGGACCUGCCAAGUGCAACUGUGAUCCCAAAUGUUACUGAGGUAAAGGAGGAGAUGAACCUUGGGCUGACAUUGAUAAGAAAUGAAGAUACAGGUGGAUUUUUGACAUGUGGCCCCUUAUGGGCACAGCAAUGCGGAAAAGAUUAUUAUGCUACAGGUGUAUGCAAUGACAUAAGUCCUACCUUCCAAGUACUAAGAAGCUUUUCUCCAGCUCUUCAAACCUGUUCUUCUUACAUCGACAUUGCUAUAGUGUGUGAUGGUUCGAACAGUAUUUACCCAUGGUCAGCUGUACGAAAUUUCUUGGAGAAGUUUGUGGAGGGCUUAGAUAUUGGACCGACAAAGACUCAGGUGAGUCUCAUACAGUAUGGGAACUAUCCGAACGUCAUGUUUAAAAUGAAUACCUACAAGAACAAAGAUGCCAUGAAAAAUGCAAUAUCAAGUAUCAAUCAGAUGGGUGGAGAUCAGACAAACACAUUCAAGGCUAUUGACUAUACCAGGCAGUAUGCUUUUUCUGCUGACUAUGGUGGUCGGCCAAAUGCCAACAAAGUGAUGGUGGUCAUUACUGAUGGGGAAUCUCAUGACAGUGCAAUGCUGAAAGAAGUCAUUUCACGCUGUGAACAGGAUAAGAUCACCCGAUUUGGCAUUGCAGUUUUAGGUUACUACAACAGAUACAGUAUUGACAGUAAGAAACUCAUCGAAGAAAUCAAAGCCAUUACAAGUGAUCCCAAGGAGAAGUUUUUCUUCAACGUGUCCGAUGAAGUUGCACUGUUAGACAAGGCUGGGACCCUAGGAGAGAGAAUUUUUAGUAUUGAAGGUACAGCACAAGGAGGUGAUACCUUCCAGAUGGAAAUGGCACAAGUUGGCUUUAGUGCACAAUAUUCAAAAAUGAAGGCAUCAUUGGUGUUGGGAGCUGUCGGAGCUUAUGACUGGAGUGGCACUAUAGUUCAUCAGAAUGAGAAGCAGUUUUCCAUUUUUCCUUUUAAUGCAUUUGAGAAGGUUAUUCAUGGGAGAAAUGAAAGCUCUUAUCUAGGAUAUUCUGUGGCUCUGAUCAACAUGGCAAAAACUGUAAAUUUUGUUGGGGGAGCUCCAAGAACCAACUACACUGGACAAGUUGUAGUGUACAACAUAAACAUCCAAGGGAAUGUGACAAUUCUACAGAUUCAGAAAGGAGAACAGAUCGGUUCGUAUUUCGGCAGUGUGCUGUGCUCUGUGGAUGUUGACAGGGAUUCAGUGACUGACAUUCUAUUAGUGGGAGCUCCGAUGUAUAUGAAUGAGUACAAGAAAGAACAAGGUCAAGUUUAUUUGUUUACUAUCAAGGCGGGAAUCUUACACCAGCGUGAACUUUUGGAAGGCCCUAAAAGUGUGGAAAAUACCAGGUUUGGAGCAGCAAUAGCUGCCCUUACAGAUAUAGAUUUAGACGGAUUUAAUGAUGUCAUUGUUGGAGCACCCUUGGAAAACCAGAACAGUGGAGCAGUUUAUAUAUAUAACGGCUAUAAAAACACAAUAAGAACUAAAUAUUCCCAGAAAAUACUUGGUUCCUCAUUCACACCGUCCCUGCAGUUUUUUGGUCAAUCAUUGGAUGGUCAUAAAGAUUUGAAUGGAGAUACCAUCACAGACGUAACUGUUGGUGCCUAUGAGAAAGUUAUUCAGUUCUGGUCACAGGGUAUUGCAGAUGUAUCUGUGAAGGUUACAUUUAUUCCAGAUAAAAUCGUCCUCACAAAUAAGAAUAGUGAAAUUGCUGUGAAAAUCUGCUUUGCUGCUCGCUUCAGACCUGCAAACUCCAGACAACAAUUGGUGUCUAUCACUUACAAUGCAACGCUGGAUGCGGAUCUCAUGUCAUCACGAGUGACAUCUAGGGGACAGUUUAAGGAAAACGGAGACCGGUUCAUAACUAAGGCCAUUGAGAUAGGCACAGCCGAAAGAUGCACUGAGCAUGUUUUUAAUGUUCAGGAGACAUCAGACUCAGAGAACGCCUUGCCAUUGCGCAUUAAUAUUGCUGCCCAGAAGCCAGACAGCAGUCCUGUCUUGAAUCCUUAUUCAUCCGGCUCAAGUGAAUGGCUUAUUCCCUUCCAAAAAGACUGUGGUGAUGAUAAUAUUUGUCAUUCAGACCUUUCCCUACAAGUGGUACAAAAACCUGAUGAUGGGAAACAUCCGUACAUUGUCAGUGACAAAAACAGACGGCUGAUGUUCCAAGUAACAUUGAUGAAUAAAAAGGAAAACUCGUACAACACCAAACUUAAGGCAGUUUUCUCAGAAAAUCUUUUCUUUGCAUCUUCAACUUCUCCUAACGAUGGAACAGAAGUUUUGUGCCAAGUUGGCAGCGCACAGGGGUCCGUAAGCUGUCUGGUGGGAUUCCCUUUUCUGAAGGACCAGCAAAAGGUUAAAUUUGAUAUUGGAUUUGAUUUCAACCUCAAGUAUCUUCAGGAUAAAGCUUACAUCUACUUCCAGGCUACAAGUGAAAGCUAUGAGGAUUUUUCUCAAGACAAUACAGUGAACAUAUCUAUCCCUGUAAAGUACAACACAGAGAUGCACUUCACAAGGUCUUCAAGCAUAAACUUUUAUGAGGUGUUUCCGGUGGCUACUGCUCCAUCAAAGAUAAAUCACCUUGAAGAAAUUGGCCCAGAAUAUAAUUUCACUAUAAAGAUCAGUAUGGGGACAAUUCCAGUAACCUCAGCAUUCGUAACCGUUAAUGUGCCAGAGUUUACAAACCAAAACAAUCCCUUGAUGUACAUCACAGAUAUUCAAACAGACCAGGUUAAAGGAAUAAGUUGCAAUGCCGUCACCAAUCCUCUUCAUGUCGGAAAAAAAGAAUAUGCGGUUAUAUUCACAGAAGAGAAAUUUACGAACAUCCAAGAAUUAACCUGUGAUAAUACUAGAUGCGCCACAUUCAAAUGCCUGAUGAAAGAUCUUCAGCUGAGAGAAGAUUACUUUGUUAAUGUAUCUACCAGAAUCUGGAACGGGACAUUUGCAGCUGCAUCAUUCCAAUCAUUGGAGCUGGUAGCGAGUGCAACACUUGAAACCCUUAACCCUGAAAUAUUUGUUGUCAACAACAACAAGUUAUCGAUCUCACUCACUAUUAUAAAACCAGGUGAGAAAGCGGAAGUCCCUAUUGGCGUGGUGGUUGGAAGUGCCAUAGCCGGACUUUUACUUCUUGCUGCUUUGGUGGCUGCUUUGUGGAAGCUCGGAUUUUUCAAAAGAAAAUAUGAAAAACUUCAGAAAACUGAAGAUGAACUUGCUGAGACUGCACAACUAAAUUAAAGAUGGAAUCGUUUAAUGUAUAUUUUUUGGGGAGAGGGGAAGGGG